AUGUAUGAGGAAGAAGAUGAUUUUUUUAAAACAUUUGGUAAUAAACUAACAAAAGAAGAAGCCAAUACGAUACCUGGCACACCCGUACAAAAAGACAUGAAUAGAUUUGAAAAAGCUAGAUCUAAAAUAGAGAAAACACAGUCCUAUUCUACAUCAUUCACAUUUCAACAAGAACCUAUUUUAGAAGUACCCAAAAUAUGUAGAAUAUCAUUUAAUCAUCAUUUAAUCGAUACUUGGUAUGUUGCACCUUAUCCAGAAGAAUAUAGUCAGAAUUCAACACUUUAUAUUUGUGAAUUUUGUAUGAAAUACAUGAAGAGUAGUUAUAUUGCAGGCAGACAUUAUAAAAAGUGUAAAGUAAAAUAUCCUCCUGGUGAUGAAAUUUAUCGAGAUGGUAAAAUUUCAAUAUUUGAAGUGGAUGGAAGAAAGAACAAGAUGUAUUGUCAAAAUUUAUGUUUGUUGGCCAAGAUGUUUCUUGAUCAUAAAACACUUUAUUAUGAUGUGGAGCCUUUUUUAUUUUAUAUCAUGACAGAGACAGAUGAAAAGGGAUGUCAUUUUGUUGGUUAUUUUUCAAAGGAGAAACGGUCUGCUAUGAACUAUAAUGUAUCAUGCAUCUUGACAAUGCCUAUCUUUCAACGGAAAGGAUAUGGUCAAUUCUUGAUUGACUUUAGUUACUUGUUAUCAAAGAAAGAAAAUAAGACGGGGACGCCAGAAAGACCUUUAUCAGAUCUAGGUUUACUCAGUUAUCGAAAUUAUUGGAAAAAUAUCUUAUUCCGUGAAUUAGAACGUCAUAGAGGAAAAUCGAUUAGUGUCGAAGAACUUAGUCAUAGUACGAGUUUAACAGUAGAUGAUAUUAUAUCAACUUUGCAAAAUAAUAAUAUGAUUCAAUAUGAUAAAGAUACGAAACGGUACUCUCUGGUAAUAGAUUGGAAGCAAAUUGAAGAUUAUAUAAAAAAGAUGGAUGAAAAAAAUUAUCUUCGCGUCGAUGCUGAGAAGCUUACUUGGACUCCAUUUGUUCUAUCAAGAGACCGUUUAGCUGCCUUAUUAGGACAAGCAAAGAAAACCAUUAAAGACAUUGACGAAUCAGUAGACGUUGAUAUUGUUUGA
Molecule: messenger RNA, 1104 nt
Organism: Cokeromyces recurvatus
Lineage: Eukaryota; Fungi; Mucoromycota; Mucoromycetes; Mucorales; Mucoraceae
Product: acyl-CoA N-acyltransferase
Exons: 3
Coding region: 1-1104 (367 amino acids)
Biological process (GO): regulation of DNA-templated transcription
Molecular function (GO): histone acetyltransferase activity
Source: RefSeq, a predicted model, not a curated record